UUCUCAGGUGUCACUUGUUGGAAAACCGGCAAAGCGACAGUAUCACCUCACAAGCCGACGAGACAACAGGUAGGACAUCUCGCUCCAGUGCCUCCUUUUAAUGAGUCCGUUUCAAAAGUAAUACGUUUGUUGAAUGUGAUCUCACAAGAAUGAUAGAUAAAAUAGUUCGAAAUGACAAAACAAUGACAGACCAGUUAAGUCGUGUUUGAUUUCAGGUCAUAAGAAAAGAAAUUUGACGUCUUGAGCCAGAACAAAACUGGAAGAACUCAAAGAUCAUUUUAACCUUGUUUCUUUGACUGUAUUUAUUUUUCAGAGGCGAGGCAGUCUCUCAAAUCAUAAAUCGUCAAAAGUCUUUUAGCCUGUUACUGUUGGGAAAUAUUUUCCUCCUGAGCUCCUUCAACUCAUCAACUGUCCACUUUUUUCAGUUGGCCUGCUGUAAUGGAGACAUACCAGAAGGAAUCACUGAGAAGAAUCCGGCAGAACAGCCAAAUGCUCCUGCAGGAUCUCUUUUCAAGCCGCGCAGGAGGCAGAAAUACUUCACUGGACGAUCUCACGGCGCGCUCUGGCAAAGAUGACCUUUACCUGCCGGCCGUCACCAGGAAGGCCUCCCUCCGAGGAAAUCUCAGUCAGUCCUGCCCUUAUCUCAGCAACAGUCGGAGAGGAUCCUUCUCUUCGGUCAGCUCGUGCACGACCGGAGGUCACUGCAACAAACAAAACUACCUCAGUGCGCAGAGAGAGGCAAAGAAAUCCAACGUCACUGUGACCAUGACGUACCUGGGACAAGGCCACCGAGGUUCAAGUCGAGACGAACUUCAAGUGCUCCAACAAGUCAACGGCGGGGAGAACAUCUGCGUCUUCAAGGGCUUGCUGACUCCAGGAGACCAGUUCCAGUUCAUUUCUCAAAGACACCGAAGCUUCCCCUUCAGCGCUUCCUUGUACGUCGAUGGCAUCAAGGUGGCCCGAAUGAGCUCCUGCUGCGAGUACCGCUACUCGCCCGGCUUCCAGCAGGGGAAGAAGAGCUGCUUCCGGUUGUCCUGGCUCGCCGGUGGGAUGCCUUGUCACAGGUGGCAAGUUACCGUAGCGGCCGAGAUGUGUAAGAGUUGGACAGGACAUUUUUUUUUCUCUUUCAGAUGCACAAGUCUUCGACGCCAAUACAGCUCCUGCCAGCAACUGAACAACAGCACAAAGGAGAGCUUAGUUCUCCCUCUCGUGCGACGCUCCGACCCGAAUGUUCCCACAGCGGCGUCAUGUCCGUCAUCGCCUUUGUUUACCCCGACCAAAACGGAGAAGAAAUCCGCAAGAAGACACGUCAAGGACAAGGCCGGUGGAUCCGCGGACAGCGGGGACCCCGCGGCCAUUAAAGAGAGAAGACGUAAGGGUCAAACUGAUCAGAGCAGGAGCAAAGACAAGACGGCCACGAGCCGGAGCUCCCCAGGGUCGACCUUGUCCCACAAAAAUGAGGGCCGAGCGUCAUCUGCCAGACAGGACCUGCAGCGUCAAGGGUCACGCGGCACUCACGAGCCGAACAUCAGCAAGACGGCCCAUACGCUCGACUGCUUACAGGAUGAGGAAGUCCUGACUAAGCAGAAACGAGAGAAAGCGAGGGAGUCAAAUAGGAAAAGCAGAGCUGGGGACGGACAGACGGACUUCCAUGAACAAUACGUGCAGAUGAGCAGCGAACUGGAGAAGAGCCCAAGCAAGCACAACUGGUUCCAAGCAAACAGUGAGCGAGGAAACUGCAGCCAAGUGGAAAGAGCUGCUGCAGCACCGUGACACCGCCGUCAUUUACAUAAUAGGGAGAGAAGGUUCACUAUGGAACAAUCAAAGACAUUAGCGUCCAUUUGGAGACACCUUCUAGUGCUUUUGAAUCGCGCCAACGCUAACAAUAACCCAUUGUUUGUGCAAAGUGCUACAGAGGCGUCGGCUCCAGAAGAGACUGGCGUCGGGCCUCGCCCAGCCCAGCUCAGAUGUGGAGCUGAGCGAAGGGAGCGACACCAUCUUACCAGCAGAUGGGGAGCCCAACGAAAAGGAGGAUGGCGAGGGGGAAGAGGAGAAGACGCUUCAAAAUGGAGACCUGCAAGCGCAGGUGUGCUUCGAAAACUGGAAGCCAUGAUCACAGUGCUGAGCACAUCGGACGAGGUGGAGCAGCUGGUUCUCAGGAACACCGACCUGACGGACCAGCUUCUGCUCAUCGUAGCGGACGCUCUGAAGAGCAGCUCGUCCGAGGUGGCUCUGCUCAACCUUAACCUCAACCUCAUUGGCCCGGACGGGGCUCGCAUUCUGCUGGACGUCCUGAAGGUGAAACCUCAGGUCAAAAGUUUACAGUAAGUGCUGAAAAGACGGGCAAACAUGAAAAAGCCAAGAUAUGAACCCUAAACCUUAUUUUGAAAAUCGAUGAUUCCAUCAAUUACCGUUUUUUUCCGUGUAUAAUGCGCCCCCAUGUAUAAUGCGCACCCCAGAUUUUAGGACAAUAAAUUUGUUACAUUUUGCGCAUUAUACACGGAAAAAAACGGUAAUCGGAUAAUAUUUAUUUUGCAUUUAAGCGUUUUAUUAUUGUUGUUUAAUUUGUUUUCUUUGUGAUUAAAAAAUACUAAACACAUAGAAAUCAGAUAACUGUCGAAAGGGCCAGUUUGAAGUGAAACAAUGGAUAAUCGAUUAUUAAAAUAAUUCCGAUUGAUGCUUAGAAUCCAUUUUGUGACCUCCAGCUGCCAAACGAUUACCAGGGACUCCAAAAAG
This is a messenger RNA of Syngnathus typhle (broad-nosed pipefish), 2736 nucleotides long. Its product is annotated as NLR family CARD domain-containing protein 3. Gene Ontology annotation, molecular function: protein binding. Bases 439 to 1773 code for a protein of 444 amino acids. Lineage: Eukaryota; Metazoa; Chordata; Actinopteri; Syngnathiformes; Syngnathidae. The transcript is spliced from 7 exons. The record is from RefSeq and is a predicted model, not a curated record.